UUUUUUCUAUCCUACAGCAACUGUGUCAUUUCAAGGACGUACAAACACCUUUUCUUUUUCCUGCUAGGGAGCCCCAGACUAUGCCCAAUGACCCACAGAAAAAGCCUUGUCCAGUUGUCCUUACACCCGCGUAACUUUUUCUCUCUUCCAGUACCAUUCUGUCCUUGUCCUCAACUACUCGGCUACUCUCUCACUUCCCUUCCUUCCAUAGAUGCCCUCACAUUCCACAGCCUCACAGACUCACAGGUGAGCCACCAGCACCAGCAGUUCAUUCUUGGUAAGCCGCAGCAGAGAGCCACCAGCCACUGUCACUGGACUGGAGAGUCUUGUAUAUCACUGAUUAUUGGUAAAAACUGAGCAUCCAUCAUGGACCAUAAAACAUGGCUUUGGAGAAAGAAAACAUCAGAAAGGACAGUAUUAGCAAAGAAUAAAUCCAAUAUAUCAGAGAGGGAAGAAGAGGAGAAGAUUGUACGGUUAGAGAGAUCAUUGCAAGCCUUAACAGAACAACUUUCAUUUGCUCAUGCUGAAUGCUUUGAGAAGGAGGUUAUUCUGGCCAAGCAAGCAAAAGUAGCUGAAGAAGCCAUCUUAGGUUGGGAGAAAGCGGAAGCUGAAGCUAUAGCUAUCAAGACAGAACUUGAUGACACUCUACAUCAGAAAGCCAUAGUUGAGCGAAGGAUCUGCCAGCUUGAUGAGGCUCUAAAUGUUAUAAUGGUAGAGAAGGAGCUAUUAAAAAAUGACACUGCUAAAAUGAUUUCUGGUGAGCAGGAUAAAGUUCAGAAGCUGGAAAAAUAUGUAGCGGAGAAAGAAAAAAUAAUUGCUAGCUUGGAUGCUGAAUGUAGCAAACUUUCUGAAAUCAUCUCGGGGAAAGAGAAUGUCAUCUUAGAGUUAACUGAAUCAGAUGCAGUGAAAGAGUCAGACAUCAAGGACCUUGUGGUAAAGCUAGAGUCAGCAGAGAGAUCCAAUUCUUCUCUUAGAUACGAGGUUUGCAUGCUCCAGAAGCAACUUGAUAUUCGGAGUGAGGAAAGGAAGUUUAAUAUCAAAUCUGCUGAUGCUGCCCAUAAACAACAUCUUGAAAACGUAAGGAAGAUUGCAAAGCUUGAGGAAGAAUGCAAGAGGUUACGUGCAAUGGUACGUAAAAGGCUGCCGGGACCUGCUGCCAUUACUAAAAUGAGAAGUGAAGUUGAAACACUGAGCAACAAUAAAACACAUACAAGGAUGGGAAGGUUUAAUGCCACGACACCAUUCAAUUCAUUUGAUACAGUACAGAACUCUUCUGAUGCAUCGCAUGUAAAUUCUUCAUUGCUUGCAAGGCUACAUCUGAAGGAAGAUGAAAAUAGAACCAUGAAGGAAUCACUUUCUAGAAAGGAUGGUGAACUUCAGUUUUCCCGUACUAUGCUUGCUCGCUCAACCAUUAAAAUUUCGCAACUUGAAGCUCAACUUCAAGACUUAUCAAGCGAUCGGGCGGCCACAGAACUAGUAAAAAGAAGUCCUGCAGUGUCAGAGAACCCUCUUUCAUCUAUCUCUGAGUAUUGCAAUGAAGAUAACACAAGCUGUUCAGGUUCAUGGGCGUCAGCCUUAAUUUCUGAACUUGAGCAUUUCAAGAAGGGAAGUUGUAAGAGCACAGGAGUUUCAGACUUAAGUUUCAUGGAUGACUUUGAAGAAAUAGAAAGGCUAGCAAUGGUAUGUGAUGACAAACCUUCAAAAUCAUAUGUUGUAAAGAGAGAGGCAAUAGAAUCAGCAGGUAAAGAGCUGGUUCCAGCUAAUGGUCCCAACGAAACAACUAAUAAAGUUCAACAAUACAAGAUUGAGAAGGAACUCCUGAGGUUAGUUGAACUUGUUGAGGGAGUUAUCCAGAGAUCUUCAAAUGAUUAUAGUGGCAAGCUCGUGGAAUCUGGUGGCAAUAUGGGUGAUAACUCUAGGGAAAUAAAUGGUUAUUUUGCUCACGCCUUCUUGUGGAAAACAUCAGAACUUACUUGUGUACUACAAAACUUCAUUCUUGUAUGCAAUGAGCUUCUGUAUGGGAAUACCCAUGUCGAAAGAUUUGUUCUUGAAGUAAACCUCACACUAGACUGGAUAAUCAACCACUGCUUUUCACUCCGGGAUGUAUCAGACAUGAGGGAAACUAUCAUAAAGCAUUUUGAGUUAGAUAGCAGCGCUAGUGGGCUUGACGCUGUUGCGACCAGGCAAACAGGUGUCCAGAACGCAAGUGGCAUGGAUGAAACCAGCACCCCAAACAGGGCGGAGACAUCAUUAGUUUCUGCAUCAAGCCUCAUGGACAUUGGAAUUAAAGCAGACGAUGACACAAACAAUAUAAGAAAUGAACUAUCAGUCACUAAAUUUCAGGAAUCUGAAGGAAAAUCUUCUAGUUUGCGAGCAGAACUAAAUGCAUUGAAGGAAACAGGAAAAAUGAUAGCAAAUGGUGUUUAUGGUGAAAAAACAAUGAGUGAACUUGGCAAACACGAACCAAUCUCUAGCUAUGAGGUGAACAAGGGCAUCAUUAAAGGGAGCAGUUACUCUACUACAGAAGGCCCAAAGUGUGUUUCCAGGAAUGAAGAACAGAAUCUAAACAUGCAGCUGGAGGUCUCGACGGCAUCAGAGAAGCUCAUCGAGUGUCAGGAGACUAUCUUAAACCUGGGAAAGCAACUGAAAUCACUUGCAUCUCCAAAGGAUACGACCUUUUCUGACAAGGCAGCACAUACUUCAGUUCAGCCCGAGCGUAAACCUCAGUCUCAGUCACUAAAUGAGAUGCUGGCUGAGGAUGAUGGAGGGUGUGAUUACCUCGACUCUCCAAAGACCAAGGAGAUCAUAUGCUCAGAACCAAGGUCAGCGCAUGAAAGAAAAUUCUCUGCUGACGGGGCAGGUGAUGAUCUGGAAUCAUGCGGUGCUCACCCAAUGCAAGUGGUUCGGCCCACAAAACCGUAUAGUUUGAGUGGUAAUUGCAAGAAUGAAGCUGCUGUGAAGGUAGUAGCACUCGCCGUUGUCCCGAGCAAGCAGAAGGGGAACACUAACUUGCUCAAGAGGAUUCUGACAGGAAGGAGAAAGGAGGCCAUAACCAAGCCAAAGGUGGUCCUAACUCCUAAAUGCAUAACUGGCAGACAUGGAGAAAGGAGGCCAUAACCAAAGACAUAUCCAUGAUUAGAUUUCAUUUGCCUGUGUAAAUUAAGGGUGUAUGAUUGUUCCUUGAGCGUGUUCUUCUUGGGUUUCGAAACACCAUGGAGUGUAUAUGCUUGCUGUGCAUGUGUACUAGUGUGCUUUGUAACGUUGUGACACUCAUUAGUCAUUACCUUGUUGCUUAGGUCUAUGAACCUGUGGUUUCUCACUGGUAACGUGCCUAGUUUGUUACUUGUUAGUA
Molecule: messenger RNA, 3352 nt
Organism: Brachypodium distachyon (stiff brome)
Lineage: Eukaryota; Viridiplantae; Streptophyta; Magnoliopsida; Poales; Poaceae
Product: filament-like plant protein 7
Exons: 5
Coding region: 367-3117 (916 amino acids)
Source: RefSeq, a predicted model, not a curated record